Molecule: messenger RNA, 1447 nt
Organism: [Torrubiella] hemipterigena
Lineage: Eukaryota; Fungi; Ascomycota; Sordariomycetes; Hypocreales; Clavicipitaceae
Source: the annotation of a GenBank genome assembly
CCGAUCGAUACCCACCUCUGUCCCUUUGUGCAGCGCCAAAUCUCAAAACAAAAAGUCAUCGAUUAAGUCUUACACGUACGACAGCAAGCAUGGCUGGGUUUUUCUCAGUGAUCUACGGUGGGACUGCGGGCUUGACGGCCUUCACUGCUAUUGUUGCUUGUCUACUAUGCGCUACCAGGCUUACCAGAGUUAAAGCUCACUGGAGAUCAUGGUACAUGGCCUUUACAAUACUCACUACCAUCACAACGCUUCUUGGCGUCGCCUCACAGUCGCUGCGACUUGCUUUCAAUAUAGCUUGGGACGAAUCAGAUAAUCCCCAUCGAGACUAUAACCGACAUGUCUACAUUGCGUUUAUCUUUACAGAUAUAACAUAUCAACUGUUUCUUAAUGCUUCACAGCUCGGACUCUUCUGUACAAUUCUGAUGGCAGGAGUCGGCUCGGACCAUUCCAAAUUUCAAAAAAUAUCACGUCUCAUCGUGUAUAUGGUUGGUGGCCUGUUGCUGGUCAUUAGUUUUGCCAAGUUCGCCGUUGAGUGCAAAUACUAUUUAUAUCUGACCAACGUCGCCGAUCCUUAUCAUGCGGAGGAAGAGAGCAGCAGCGUGGCAGGACAGGUCCUUGUGUCUGUCCGACUAGACACUGCCUUUAAGGUUAUGAUGCUAGUUGCUUCUAUCGGUGCCAUUGUGCAUUGUUUACUUACUGUAUUCAGUCCCCAGGGAGAAAAAAGGGUAAGAUUCUCAAGCGAUUCUUGAAAGAAUAUCGAAGUAAUUAACAAGAGACUAUAGACAGUCGUUGCCGCGGUAUUCCUACUUCUCACCACGGCUACUCUGCUCAGUAUUCUCGAGUCCAGUGUCAAUCCAUCGGACGGGACGGUGAAAUACACAGACGCAGAGGCUACGCUUGCCGCCCAGCUGGUUCUUAGCGUCCUCCUUGGUCUUAUACCUUUAGUCCUUUCUGUAGGAGUGCUUUCGAUGAGGCGCAAGGUGAGGACGAGCAACCAGGUAGGAGGCUCAGCAAACGAAGGUCAUGAACUGGAGAGUGGCGCCGAAGAACAGUCUGAUAAGGCUACAAAGAAGGAUGGCGUCGGAGGACAGUCUGAUAAGGCUGCAAAGAAGGGUGUCAGACUAGAUGAAUAAUUUUAUACAUAAAGAAUACAUGUAAUUUGUUAUAUAGCCAUAGAGCGUCUAUUGUAGGCGAUUUCGAAGACUUGUCCUAUUGCGCACACACUGGGGCGUAAUCAAUAUAUGGUGCUAGUCGCAGGCCCAGAUGGAAAUGGUCUCUAGCGUGGGUUGGACGGUUGGACUAUUGUCUAAAUACAAACCAAGGGACGGACCCUGUUUAAAAAUAGUCUAUUUAGAAUUAUGGGAUCCAGGUGGUUCGUGUUCAAGAAAGGCUGAGCUUUUGGUCCUGCGCCAUGAGUAGCGUCGCCCGACUCGUAUACAGAGCCCGC